UAAUAGAUUACGUAGUACUGGCAGUAUGGAUGGUGGAUUGCGCGCUCUGGAGUUGAUGCCCCUACUCCAGGAGCGGCUUGUAGUAUUAACGGGGGGUCGUGAUAGACGUGGGGGGCCACUUUUGUGUUUUCCUGCAAGUCCAAGAAGAGAGCGUGCAAAACCAGAGGAUUAUCGUCGAUUGCUGCAAUAUUUAAUGGCGAUACCAAGUGAAGAAUCCCGUUCACAUGGUUUCACUGUUUUGGUUGAUAUGCGUGGUGCUACAUGGAGUACAAUAAAACCUAUUCUAAAAGUUCUACAUGAACAUUUCCCAGCUGGUGCUGUUCAUCAAGCAAUAAUAGUUAAACCUGAUAAUUUUUGGCAAAAACAACGUACUUCUCUUCAUUCACAUAAAUAUAAAUUUGAGACAACUAUGAUAAGUUUAGAAGCAAUUUCAAAAUUAAUAGAUCCAUCACAGCUGACAACGGAUUUAGAUGGCACACUUCAUUAUGAUCACAGUACGUGGUUAGAAUUACGUGUAGCUGUUGAAGAUUUCGCAUGGCAAGCAGCUGAUCUUUUAGAUCGUUUAGACGAUUUACAAGAAGAUUUAGUACGUAAUGAUUUUGCCGAUGAUGUGUCUGGAGCAAAGCAUGGUAUUGAUCUACAUAAUGAAAUGAAGAAGAAAAUCAUGAAAGCUCCUGUAGAAGAAAUCGAUGUUUUAGGCCAAAGAUUAUUACAAAGAUUAUCAUCGGAUAUAAGUAAUUCAAUGUCAUCACAAAGUGCCGGAAAUUCUAGUAACAAUAGUUCACAACAAGAUGGAAGUGGCGGUGGGGGAGGUGGAGGUGGUGGUGGCAGUGUUACGGGAACAAUAAUUGGUGGUAAUGCAGACACUCGUGCUCUCGUCUUACAACAUUUAGAGGCAGUACGUUCCGCCCAACAACACCUAUUGCAAUUAUGGCAACAUAAACGUGCUAAACUUGAUCAAUGUUUUCAACUUAGAUUAUUUGAACAAGAUUGUGAGAAGAUGUUUGAUUGGAUUUGCCAUAAUCGAGAUGUAUUUUUAUUAAAUUAUGUUGAAAUUGGUCAUUCGUAUCAAUUAGCAAAAAAUUUACAAGAAGAACAUCAACAUUUUACAAUGAGUAGCAUGAAUGUUUAUGUAAAUAUAAAUCGAAUAUUAACAGUGGCAUCACGUUUAAUUGAGAGUAACCAUUAUGCAUCACAACAUAUACGUGCUGUCGCUGGACGUUUAGAUCGUACAUGGAAAGAAUUUGCUGCUGGGUUAGAUGAACGAACCGCCGUAUUAGCAUUAUCUGUGAUAUUCCACCACAAAGCCGAGCAGUAUGUUGAGAAUGUACCAUCAUGGAAUCAAGCAUGUGAAAAUAUUGCUGUACCAAAUGAGAUUAUCCAUUUAGAACAAGCAAUUCAUAAACAUCAAAAUUUAUAUGAAUCUAUGUGUCAAGCUUAUACAGAGGUUCAUAGUACAAGUAAGAAGCUUCUCUAUCAAUUAGAUCAUCUGGUUCAAAUAUGCAAUCAGCCGGGAAUUGAAUCUCGUAAACAUUCGGAUAGUGAUGGAGUUGAUGGUGUGUUGGGUGUUGGUGGGCGUGCUGGAAACCCAGCUGCUGACUAUAGUGAAGGUGCUAGUCAUGUUUUAGCUGUAAUACAUCAAAUUUUAAAUCAUCAUCGUGCACUUGAACAACAUUGGCAUACGAAGAAAAUAAAAUUACAUCAGCGACUUGCCUUACGGUUGUUUCAAGAAGAUUGCAAGCAGGUAUUGGAUUGGUUAGCAAAUCAUGGUGAAGUGUUUAUUCGAAAAAAUACUGGAAUUGGUAGAAAUUUGCAAAAAGCACGUGUUUAUCAAAAGAGUCAUGAGCAUUUUGAAAAUGUUGCACAGAAUACGUAUACAAACGCUGAAAAAUUGUUGGCAGCCGCUGAAGAACUUGCUCAUACUGGUGAGUGUGACGCUGAAGACAUCUAUCGUGUGGCACAUGAACUAGAGGCGCAUGUGACGUCGUUUGCUGCACGUGUUGAACAACGACGUCGGCGCCUCGACCUUGCCGUCCUUUUUUAUACACAUGAAAAAGAGCUAAGUAGUUGGGUUGAUGAAUUACGCCAAGAAUUACAAAAUGAUGAAACGGGUGCUGACAGUUUAGAGGCAACAGAACGUUUAUUAGAACAAACAGCACAACAAAGAGACUCUUGUUUAGACGCUUGUAAUUCAACAAUUGCUGAAGGUGAAGCACUAUUACAAGAACUCAGAAGUGUGGCGGAAAUGGAUGGAGGAGGUGUUGCAGGUGCAGGAAGUUCAGCUGCAGCUGUCGAAGCAGCACUUCAACGAUUAGCUAAUCAACGUGCUGAACUCGGUGAACUUUGGGCAGCACGAAAGUUACGUUUAGAUUUAGCGUUACGGUUGCGAAUAUUUGAACGAGAUGCUUUAGAAGUAUCAUCUCAGUUAGAAAUGUGGUCAGAAGAAUUACAACAUAGUGAAUUAACUCGUGAUAUGGCAAAGGCCGAACAAUUUCUUCGACUGCAUAAUGAAAGUGUUAGUCAAAUGCAAAAUACAACAUUUCAAGUCUUACAACAAGGUCAAGAACUUGCUCAAGUAUUUGAGAACUCUGGUGUAUGUGUAAUGGCCGAUUCCCAAUACAAUGCACAAACACGAGUUCAAGUAUUAUUAGAAUUUUUACAUGAAAGACAAAUUGAUCUCGAAGAAUUAGCUGAAAUGAAACGAAUAAAACUUGAACAAUGUGUGCAAUUAGGACAAUUUCAAAAUGAUGCUAACCAAGUGAUAAGUUGGAUACGAAAUGGUGAAGCUAUGUUAAUGGCGUCAUUUGCGGUACCAAAUAGUUUAUCUGACGCGGAACUUCUAAAGAAAGAGCAUGAACAAUUUCAAGUAGCAAUUGAAAAAACACAUACUUCAGCUGUACAAGUGAAAUAUCGUGCAGAUUCUUUAAUAAAUGGAAACCAUUAUGAUCCUCAAUCGAUUCGUGACAUAAGUGAAGAGGUCACAAAACGAUGGCAACAAUUAGUCACAUGUGCUGAAGAACGGCAUAAAUUGGUCACAGCUAGUUUAAAUUUUUAUAAAACUGCCGAACAAGUUUGCUCGGUAUUGGAUAGUUUAGAAAAAGAAUAUCGUAGAGAUGAAGACUGGUGCUCAACCACUCAACAACAAGGUGGAUCAAAUCCACCUGAUAAAGCUACUGCAGUUUCGCAACUAAUCAAUAAACAUCAAGAACAAAAGGAAGCAUUUUUAAAAGCUUGUACCCUUGCACGAAGAACUGCAGAAACUUUCUUAAAAUAUACAACACGAAGUUUACAAUUCUAUAGUUAUCAAACAACUGGAAAUGCUGAGGCUAGAGUGAAAAAUAUUCUAGAAAAAUUGUUAGCUCAAGAAAAUAAAGUUCUCGAACAUUGGACACAACGUAAAAAACGUUUAGAUCAAUGCCAACAAUUUGUAUUGUUUGAGCGAUCAGCAAAACAAGCAAUUGAAUGGAUUCAUGAUACUGGCGAAUGUUAUUUAACUACGCAUGCAACGAAUGUAGGUAGUAAUCAAGAAGAAACCGAAAGUUUACUUCGAGAGCAUAAUGAAUUUAAAGGUACAGCUAAAGAAACCCGAGAACGUGUUAAAUUAUUAAUCCAAUUAGCAGACAGUUUAGUUGAGAAAGGUCAUGCACAUGCUAAUUCUAUUAAACAAUGGGUGGCUGCAGUUGACAAUCGUUAUAAAGAUUUUUCAUCGCGUAUGGAUAAAUAUCGACAACAAUUAGAAGAGACUUUGGGUAUUCAAGUUGAGGAGAGUGAAAGAAAAGAAUUAUCAAUUGAUAGAAAUUCAGAUCCUAGUUUAGAGGCCAAAGUUAAAGAGGCUGCUGCCAAAGAUUUGAAAGAAUUAAAUGAAGAAAAAAGACGUUCUGCUCGAAGAAAAGAAUUUAUAAUGGCCGAAUUAUUACAAACAGAACGUACAUAUGUAAAAGAUUUAGAAUUAUGUAUAAAAGCAUUUUUAAAUGAAAUGCGUCAAGGUACAAACAUUCCUCAUCAAUUAAUUGGUAAAGAAGACAUAGUAUUUGGUAAUAUGGAAGAAAUAUAUAAUUUUCAUAAUUCAAUAUUCUUACGUGAAUUAGAAAAAUAUGAAACAAUGCCUGAAGAUGUUGGCCAUUGUUUUGUAACAUGGGCACAAAAAUUUGAUAUGUAUGUAUAUUAUUGUAAAAAUAAACCCGAAUCAAAUAAUUUUAUGGUACAGCAUGGUGGUAAUUAUUUUGAAGAAUUACAAAAGAAACAUAAAGUAGAGCAUCCAAUUGCUGCAUAUUUAAUAAAACCUGUACAAAGGAUAACAAAAUAUCAAUUAUUAUUAAAAGAUUUACAAUCAUGUUGUCAAGAAGGACAAGGUGAAAUUAAAGAUGGUUUAGAAGUGAUGUUAAAUGUGCCAAAAAAAGCAAACGAUGCAUUGCAUUUAUCGUUGUUAGAAGGUUGUGAUGUAUCUAUUGAUAAAUUAGGUGAAGUGUUGUUACAAGAAUCAUUUAGUGUUUGGGAUCCAAAGCAAUUAAUACGUAAAGGACGUGAUCGUCACAUAUUCUUAUUUGAAUUGUAUUUACUAUUUAGUAAAGAAGUUAAAGAUUCAAAUGGAAAAGUUAAAUAUAUUUAUAAAAAUAAGUUGAUGACAUCCGAAUUAGGAGUAACAGAACACAUGGAAGGUGACGAAUGUAAAUUUGCUGUAUGGACAGGAAGAGCACCUCUAUCAGAUUGCCGUAUUGUAUUACGUGCAAAUUCACUUGAUUCUAAACAAGCGUGGGUAAAACAAUUACGACAAGUUAUACAAGAAACAUACUUUGGAAACGCUCUUCCAUUAGCGCAACCACCAAAGAGUCCUGCACGUGGAAAACAUUCUCAACGAUCUAGCAGAGAUCUUGAAGAAUGUAAUUCACUUGAUGAAAGUGUUGAAAAUUUGGAUCGAAAUUCACUGGCAUCGUUUGGUUCUGGUAAUACCACUGACUCCGACAAGGCUGGUGUUGUGGAAAUGACGUGGGUGAUUAGCGAUCAUGUUGCGUCACCGGGUACUCAAGAACUUAGUGUACGUAAAGGUCAACAAGUGGAAGUUGUUGAGAUAUCAACAUCCCGUCCGGAUUAUUGUGUUGUGCGUAUGCCAACGCAGGGACCAGAUCUAGGUGCCGUACCAGAAGGACUUGUACCGAUAUCUGUGUUAAAACCACAACCAGCACCACGUGCGUCACCCUCAAGAAGACAACAAACAAAUCUAUCAAUUGAACACGAUGCUGAUGCCGCAGCAAGUGAUAGUUCUGGGACAAUCAAUACAUCAUCACCAGUUAAUAAAAGACGCGGGUUUAGUUCUAGAAAAUGGCUUCCACCACCUUUACGAAAAUUAUCACAAGGUAAAGUUGAAAAAGGACAGAACAAUGUUGUGGAGCGGCCGACGCCGUUGAAGAAAACUGGAUCAGAUAAACGAUUUAAGCUACCAUCGGAAAUGGGUAAUAAACCAGCAAGUAGUGAAGGUGACGGUGAAGGUGAUGAGGAUACAAGUACAUUAACAAAUGGUGCACCAGAUGAACCAGAAGAGGAGCCCGUUGAAUUACCACCACCAAUGAAACCAUUACAAGAACCAUUAAUAGUAGCACCAACGGCUCCCGCAUCAUGUACUGUGACAGCUAAUACAACUAUACCAGAAGACAGUCGAGUAUCGAGUUUAUCAUUGAAAAAUAUUGAAGGUGCAACAUCGGCAGAUCUUGCCGAAAUUGAACAAAUUGUUAAGGAACGAAUGGAACAACAUACAGAAAAUCAAGAACGUCAUAGUUUACUACGUGAUUGUAAAUCAACAGAUGCAUUAACUGAAUGUGAUGAAACAUCUAUUGAGGGUGGAAGUGGUGGGGACGGUUGUACAAAUAAAUUAGCUAGCGGUGGUGAAAGUGGUAGUGGUGAAGAAGUGAGUGACUCAGAACAAGCGUUACGUAAACGUGAUUAUGUUAUACGUGAAUUAGCGGAUAGUGAAGAAACGUAUGUACGAGAUUUAGCACAAAUUACUGAAGGAUAUUUGGCGUGUAUGCGUGAUCCAAAUUUUAUUAUAACACUACCAGACGAUUUAAAAGGGACUAAGCAAAAAAUGAUUUUUGGAAAUAUUGAAGCAAUUCAUGAAUGGCAUCGAGAUUUCUUCAGUAAAGCACUUCGUCGUUGUGUAGAACAUCCAGCUGAAUUAGGACCAUUAUUUCGACGAUGUGAACGUAAAUUACAUAUGUAUGUUGUAUAUUGUCAAAAUAAACCAGUGUCUGAACAUAUUGUGUCCGAACAUCUUGAUGGAUAUUUUGAAGAAUUACGACAGCAUCUAGGACAUAAAUUACAAUUAUGUGAUUUGCUUAUAAAACCUGUACAACGUAUCACCAAAUAUCAAUUACUAUUAAAAGAAGCAUUAGCAUGUACAGAACGCGCUGGUCUAAGCAAUGAAAUUGUGACGUUACGCCAUGCAUUACAUGUAAUGCAUGUUGUACCAAAAGCAGCAAAUGACAUGAUGGACGUAGGUCGAUUACAGGGAUUUGAUGGGAAAUUAAGUGCACAGGGACGUUUACAAUUACACGGUCCAUUAUUAUGUUCCGAAACACCAACUGGACCAAAGAAAGAAUUACAAGUAUUUUUAUUUGAACAAGCUGUUAUAUUCUCGGAUGCUGUUGGUAAAAAAACUGCGUACACUAGUCCUGUAUAUGUUUACAAAGCACAUUUUCAAGUGAAUAAAAUGGCCAUGGAAGAGAAUCAAAAUGGUACAUUUACGUUACGCUCAACGGAUCCAAGACGACCAAAUUUACAGUUUACAUGCGAAGCAUCAACACCAGAAUUACGUACACAAUGGCUACGAACAUUACAUGCAAUAUUACAAACACAGAAAGAUUUUCUAAAAGCAAUUCAAAGUCCUAUCGCCUAUCAAAAGGAAUUAACAAAAGAUGCUUUAUCGGCAAGUGAUUUAUCAAACAAUUGGAGUCCAUCGCUAAGAAAAACUCAAUCUGUUCCAAACCAACCAAAUAAACUUUCUCGAAAACCAAACAGUCGUCCUGGGCUUUUACAAGGAUUUCGCAAUUCAAUUAGUAGAAGAUGGUCAGAUACUGAUCCUCCAGGUCGCCCACAUUUAGCAUCAAAACCAACAGAUGUGAUUGCAUCAGCUAAUUCUGAUGCUGUAAUUGAAUGUAAAUUAGAAUCGUGGACAAAUGAUUUAUAUGUAACUUGGAGGAAAAUAGAACCAAAUCCAAUAGUUCUUCGAUCAAAUGAUCGAAUUCAAAUGACAUUAAUGAAUGGAAUUGCAACAUUGCUCAUAAAAAAUUGCCAUGAAUCCGAUUCUGGCAUUUAUCAAUGUACCAUAGCAAAUGAUAGUGGAACUGUCCAAUGUGUUGCAAAUCUCAAUAUAAUUCCAUCAAAACAUCUUCAGGCUGAAGUAGUUACUUGUUCAAGUGUGGCUCUAAGCUAUGCCAGCGAGAUGUAUAGAAAUUCAGAUAAAUGGCAUGUUGAAUAUUGUGAAGCGGGUACAGCACAUUGGCAAUCUGCUGUUGGAGGUCCAAGAAGUGGGCAUUAUUUAGUCGAACAUUUAAUUCCUGGUACAAGUUAUACGUUUCGUGUAAAUGGUGGACAACCUAGUGCAGCGGUUGCAUUACCGCCAGCAGAUAGUAGUCGACGAGCUCAAGAACAAUUUCAUCGACGUUAUGCAGAAGGUGAAGAAUUAGGACGUGGACGUUAUAGUGUAGUCCGUGCUGCAACUGAUCGUGGUACUGGCCAAAAAGUUGCUUUAAAACAAGCAUGGCGAGCUAGAAGGUCAAGAUCGGCCACACACUCUGAAUAUAGUUUAUUAUCAUCGACAGAACAUCAAAAUUUAUUAAGAGCUCUGGCAAUGUUUGAGCAUGCACCAAGGCCUGGAAUGGACACAAUUGUUAUGGAAUUAAUUCGGGGCCCUCCUAUCUUAGAAUAUUUAUGUCGUUGUACUGAAUACACUGAAGGUGAAGUUUCAUUUUUAUCUAGACAACUAGCCGGUGCGCUAUCUUGGUUACAUUUACGAAACAUUGCUCAUCGUGAUUUACGGCCAGAAAAUGUGAUAGUUGAUAAUUCUGGAUCAACACCGAAUGUAAAAUUAAUUGAUUUAGGAGCGGCUGUAGGACUUCCCGAACCACCAGCUUGUAUAGAAUGUACCGCACCCGAAUGUAUAACUGCAUUAAGAAAUCCAGAAAGUCCUAAAGGAUGUCCAAGUGAUAUGUGGUCAUUUGGUGUUUUGAUUUAUGUAAUGUUAAGUGGUUUAUCGCCGUUUUUAGAUGAUUCAGAUGAAGAAACUACAUCGAAUGUAUUAAAAUGUGAUUAUUGUUUUCCUGAUGAUUAUUUCUCAGGAGUAUCAGAUGAUGCUAAAGAAUUAAUUCGUCAGUUACUUAUACUGCAACCCGAAAAACGAAUUACCAUAACAAAAUGUUUAGAAUCUCCUUGGAUAGUUAAUGAUACCGCCCCAUGUAUAAUACCAUCAACACGUCUUUUAGCAUUUGUAGAAAGACGACAACCAUCUAGCAGUGUUCCAAGAUCACCGUUACAUAACCUUAGUUUAAAUGAUUAAAAAACAUUAAUUAAUUUUUCUAUAUAUUCUUUUAAUU
Messenger RNA from Chrysoperla carnea, 8585 nucleotides. RefSeq names its product triple functional domain protein (gene trio). Gene Ontology annotation, molecular function: protein binding; guanyl-nucleotide exchange factor activity; protein tyrosine kinase activity. The transcript is spliced from 26 exons. Gene Ontology annotation, biological process: axon guidance; protein phosphorylation. Gene Ontology annotation, cellular component: cytoplasm. Bases 26 to 8548 code for a protein of 2840 amino acids. NCBI's taxonomy places the organism in Eukaryota, Metazoa, Arthropoda, Insecta, Neuroptera, Chrysopidae. The record is from RefSeq and is a predicted model, not a curated record.